AAUGGAACCGUUACUGGAGUCGAAGAUAGUGUUAGGGGAGUUGAGAAGUUUUUGGGUAUUCCAUACGCAGAGCCCCCUGUCGGCGAGCGACGAUUGCGACAAGCCAUGCCAUUGACCAUACCACACGGCUCACUUUAUGCAGAUCAUUUUGGUCCCUCUUGCUAUUCUGCGAGAAAUCAGGGCGUUGCGAGCGAGGAUUGUCUGACUCUCAACAUCUGGCGACCGACCAACCAUAGUACCAACGGAACAAACGGAACGCUUCCUGUGCUAGUGUGGCUUUAUGGAGGCGGACUUACCAAUGGUUAUACUGCCGACCCAAGGUUUGAAGGAACGCAGAUAACCCGCAUCUCUAGUCGGAUUGGCAAGCCAGUCAUUUUAGUCACUGUUAACUACAGACUAGGACCGUUUGGGUUCUUGAAUGGAAAGGAGAUGGCAGCACUGGGGUUGCUCAACAUAGGUAUGCUUGACCAACGCCUCGCACUACACUGGAUUCAAGAGAACAUUGGCGCAUUUGGAGGUGACCCAAAGAAAGUCACUCUGGCUGGAGAAUCAGCGGGCGCAGUCUCGAUCUACUCCCACAUGAUGGCGUACGGAGGAAGAGAUGAUGGGCUCUUCCGUGGAGCCAUUCUUCAAAGCGGUGGCGCCUUUCCACUGACACCUCCGGACACAGCAGAAUUUCAAAGCACCUUUGACGCAUUGAUAGUGAACACCAGCUGCGCAUCAUUCGUCGGAUCAAGUGCUGAAGAGAAGUUGGCGUGCAUCAGAAAGCUUCCUGUUGACGUUUUCCGGUCCAAGGCGGAAUCAGCUACAGGCCAGUCAAUAGAUGGCGACUUUAGCCGCACAUCUGUUCAAAGAGCCUUUCCAGCUGGAGAGUUUGUCAAGGUGGCUACUAUUGUCGGAACGAAUACGGAUGAAGGCACUACAUCGGCUCCAACAGGAAUCAAUACUACCCAGCAACUGGGAUAUUUUCGUCCACAACUUUUGCCGAAUGAGACAGUCUCAACACUAAUAGAUCUGUACUCUCCUGAUCAUAGAUUGGGAUGCCCGUAUAACACCGGCCUGACUACAUUCUCAUCUGGGAGCCUAGACAAAAUGGCUUGUUCUAUCUUUGGAGAUAUAGUCCAAGUCGCACCAGCACGCAUGCUUGCACAGAGCCUGGCCAAGGCCAGUGUUCCUGUCUACAUGUAUCGUUUCAAUCACUUACCACACAAUACUUCCGCACCUUUGAAAGCUAUUGGAACAGGGGUUGAGCAAUCAUACGUGUUCUCGAAC
Molecule: messenger RNA, 1272 nt
Organism: Colletotrichum godetiae
Lineage: Eukaryota; Fungi; Ascomycota; Sordariomycetes; Glomerellales; Glomerellaceae
Product: Alpha/Beta hydrolase protein
Exons: 6
Source: RefSeq, a predicted model, not a curated record